Phyllotreta striolata is the source of this 337-nucleotide messenger RNA. Lineage: Eukaryota; Metazoa; Arthropoda; Insecta; Coleoptera; Chrysomelidae. The record is from the annotation of a GenBank genome assembly.
GAUUUAAUUUUAAACACAAACGUAAAGCCUAAGGGAGAUAUAAGUGCAACAACUUCAAGAUUCAUACAAAAUGUGUGCCCCAAAGACAUUUGUGAAACGUGCAUAAGACUUCUGAAGUUUGAAAAUUUAUCAUCGGAAGAGUUCGACGUAUGCAGCAUGUAUUGGAACUUCGCUUGAGUGACAUAAAAAACCCACAAAAAUACAGAUGAUAAAAUGAACUUAUUACAAACGACCAUCUGGAUAUAGCUUGAUCGAUAUGGAUUUCGCCCCAGCGUAUGAUGCAAAGAAUUUUAUGGAAUAAUUCGAAAAUAAUUCUUCGAAGAUUGACCAGUUUCUU